Cucurbita pepo subsp. pepo (vegetable marrow) is the source of this 1283-nucleotide messenger RNA. Its product is annotated as heavy metal-associated isoprenylated plant protein 3. Lineage: Eukaryota; Viridiplantae; Streptophyta; Magnoliopsida; Cucurbitales; Cucurbitaceae. The record is from RefSeq and is a predicted model, not a curated record. Gene Ontology annotation, molecular function: metal ion binding.
AGGCCACUUCCUCUGAAAUUUUCUCUCUCUGUUCUCCCGCUAUAAGUACUCUCCCUCUCGGGGCGGUUUCCCAUCUCUAAUUUCGAUUCAAUUUUGAAAUUCAGACGAAAAAACCAUCUGGGUCAUAAUGGGCGAGGCCGUGCAGAAUAAGAAGAAGAACCAGAAUGAGAAAAACGGAGAUGGAGGAGGCGGUGGAGGCGGUGGAGGCGGCGGAGGGAAGAAGAAGGAGGACAAUCCAUUCACUGUGGUUCUGAAAGUCGACAUGCAUUGUGAAGGCUGUGCCAACAAAAUCAUCAAAUGUGUUAAAGGAUUUGAAGGUGUGCAGUCUGUGAAAGCUGAGUUUGAAGGCAACAAACUGAUGGUGAUAGGAGAAAAAAUCGACGCAUCGAAACUGAGAGAGAAGCUUUCAAACAAGACGAAGAAGAAGGUAGAUUUGAUUUCGCCGCAGCCCAAGAAGGAAAAGGACUCGAAGCCGAAAGAAAACAACGACGGCAACCAGACCUUCACCAGUAACAACAAAUCCGACAAGAAAACAGAGGAGAAUAAGAACAAACCCAAAGAGGCGCCGGUUACGACGGCAGUGCUGAAGGUAACGCUGCACUGCCAGGGCUGUAUAGAGAAGAUUCAGAGAGUAACAUCCAAAUUCAAAGGUGUUCAAGAGAUGUCAGUGGAUAAACACAAGGAUUUGGUGACAGUGAAGGGCACAAUGGACGUUAAGGCCUUAAGUGGAACGUUAAAAGAGAGACUAAACCGAUCAGUUGAAAUUGUCCCAACCAAGAACAACAACAACAACCACAACAAAAACAAUAGCGACACCCCGGCCGAGGACAUCGACAAGAACAAUACCGAAAACGGUAGCAACGGUAACGUAGGAGGAAAGAAGAAGAAAAAGGGCAUUAAUGGUAAUGGUAACGGCAAUGGUAGAGGCGGAGACAAGGAAGAGAACGGCGUGGAUGGGAUGAUGGAAGGGAACAAAAUGGAAUAUAUGGGAGGGAUCGGGUACGAAUACGGUCAUUGGGUCGGGGUCGGGAUAGAGUAUGGGUACGGGUACGAUGCGAGCGAGGUCGUGGGGGAGAAUUUACAUGCACCACAGAUGUUUAGCGACGAGAAUCCAAAUGCUUGCUCGAUAAUGUAACAAGAAGAAUGAAUUUGGAAGAGGAAGAGUGUAAAAAGUGUAGUAUUUUAGGGGUUUUGUUUGUUUGGUUAGUGAGAAAAUGAGAGAAACUGAGAGAAAAUGAAAGAAAAAAAAGACCAAAUGAAGUGUGUUUUAUGUUGUUUGUGUA